Messenger RNA from Homarus americanus (American lobster), 1268 nucleotides. It is a transcript of the gene mRpL39, whose product is annotated as 39S ribosomal protein L39, mitochondrial-like. Gene Ontology annotation, molecular function: threonine-tRNA ligase activity; nucleotide binding. The coding region runs from base 129 to 1142 and encodes 337 amino acids. Gene Ontology annotation, cellular component: mitochondrion. The record is from RefSeq and is a predicted model, not a curated record. Gene Ontology annotation, biological process: threonyl-tRNA aminoacylation. NCBI's taxonomy places the organism in Eukaryota, Metazoa, Arthropoda, Malacostraca, Decapoda, Nephropidae. The transcript has 9 exons.
GCUGUGUCUCAUCUGUGUUCACUGUUCAUCUGUGUUGUGUCUCAUCUGUGUUCACUGUUCAUUGUAAACAUACAUAACUAACUCGGAAUAAAAUACUGUACACCAAGAAGUCAUAUAUAGUACACAAAAUGCAAACAACUCAUCGGCAGCUGCUCUUGGCUACACCACUCCGGCUUUGCUGUUUAAGACAAAGAUUUUAUCACAAACAAACCCUCACCAAUGCUGUGGUUCAGAAGAAACGGACAGAACUCUUCUCUAAGGAGGCAAAACGACAAGCUGCUCUCAUUACUGACAUUGAGAAAAUUGAAGUAAAAUAUUAUGGACAUCCAGAAGACUGCACCCUUAUUAUGAACAAAAAUAUGUCUACUCCUUUCAACUGUGCUCAACACAUAAACCAAAUGAUCUUAGAAAGAUCUGUGGUCGCUGAAGUGGAUGGUCAGGUGUGGGAUAUGCAUAGACCCCUGGAAGACAACUGUGGGCUUCGUUUCUUGCACUUUAGACAGAAUGAUCCAUAUUAUGCCAAUAAAGCAUUUUGGCGAUCGGCAUCACUAAUGCUUGGGGCAGUGUUGGAAUCAGUAUUCAAAGACAAUAUAUAUGUUGAACUUUGCUCCUUUCCCUCUCCCAAUGUACGAAGUGGAAGUUUUGUAUAUGACGUCGACCUAAAGAUAACCAAAUGGGAACCUACCAAGGAAGAAUUGCGUAUUUUAUCGGGAGAAAUGGUGAAACUAGCCAUGGCCAGCCAUCGUUUUGAGAGAUUAGAAGUAGAUGCCAAUUUGGCUCUAAAGAUUUUCUCUGACAACCAUUUCAAAAGGAAUCAGAUUCCCCACAUUGCUGCACAGAGUUCUUCAGGUAAUACUGUGGUGGUAUACAGAAUGGGGACUUUUGUGGAAAUAAGUUGUGGGCCAAUGAUUAGCAAUACAAGUCAUCUUGGCAAAGUUUCAGUGGCAUCUGUACAUCCCAUAGAGACCAAUGAUGGGCAGCUGUUUCGUGUUCAGGGAGUAGCCCUCCCUAGAGGAUUUAUGCUGAACCACUUCUCAUAUGGGCUGUUGGAGAAGAGAGCACAGAGACUGAACUCUGGGCGUAUUCCAGUCAUCCCCACUGUAGAGAGUCUGCCACCACAACAAGAGUUAUCAGCAGCCUAGUUUUGACAUCAAUUAUUUUAUUAUUUACACCUCUUCAUCAGUAGAAUCUGUUUUUAUUUCAUCAUAAAAAUUUUUUUUAUUUGUAUAUAAAACGAUAAAGUCUAUAAAUACAGUACAGUACUGGUA